Messenger RNA from Labrus bergylta (ballan wrasse), 1925 nucleotides. RefSeq names its product wingless-type MMTV integration site family, member 10b (gene wnt10b). Gene Ontology annotation, molecular function: cytokine activity; frizzled binding. The record is from RefSeq and is a predicted model, not a curated record. NCBI's taxonomy places the organism in Eukaryota, Metazoa, Chordata, Actinopteri, Labriformes, Labridae. Gene Ontology annotation, biological process: canonical Wnt signaling pathway; cell fate commitment; multicellular organism development. Gene Ontology annotation, cellular component: extracellular region.
UGCAUCGAUAAUACUGCAAUCAUCUUCCUUUUGAUACUCUUUUUUCCCGGCACAGGACUUCAUCAACAACGUUUUAAUGUCACGUCCCGAAAGACGCGUCACAAAAUGGAGCUAUCAAACAAACUCCGUUGGGACCAAUUCCUGAUUUUGGCAGCAGCACUUCUGUCACCUGCAUUAACAGUGCUGUGCAAUGACAUUCUCAGCCUGAAGGUGGCAGGAGAUCCAGUGCUAACCCCCAACUCUGUGUGCUUGAGGCUGGCAGGCCUCAGUAAGCGUCAGAUGCGGAUGUGUGUACGGAGCCCUGAUGUGACGGCCUCGGCUCUGCAGGGCAUCCAGGUCGCCAUCCACGAAUGUCAGCACCAGCUCCGGGGCCAGCGCUGGAACUGCUCCUCACUCGAGGGCCUUGGCAAGCUUCCCCACCAUAACACCAUCCUCAACAGGGGUUUUCGUGAGAGCGCCUUCUCCCUGGCUUUGUUGGCAGCGGGUGUGGCUCACUCUGUGGCCUCAGCCUGCAGCAUGGGCAAACUGCGGGGGUGUGGCUGCGAGGCCAAGCGUCGCCAGGACGACGACAAGAUCCGACUGAAACUCACACAGUUGCAGCUGCAGACCCUGCAGAAGGGCGGGGUAGGACUUGGCAUGGCACGGUCAUUACCCCCAGAGCUAAACAGUCACCAUGGCGACCUGCCCGCUAACCUGCGCUCAAACCAUCCAUCUGCCCUGCUCAAACCUUUACCAGAAGAGCUGAUCUCCAUGCAGGAGACCUGGGAGUGGGGCGGCUGCAGUCAUGACGUCCGUUUUGGGGACCGUUUUUCCAGAGAUUGGCUAGACUCCCGGGGGUCUCCAAGAGACAUCCAUGCUCGCAUGAGGAUACACAAUAACCGCAUGGGACGACAGAUAGUGACAGACAACAUGAAGAGGAAGUGCAAAUGUCACGGCACAUCAGGAAGCUGCCAGUUUAAGACGUGCUGGCAUGUUUCUCCAGAGUUCCGUCUUGUGGGUUCUAUACUGAAGGAAAAAUUCCUGUCAGCCAUCUUUGUCAACUCUCAGAACAAGAACAACGGGGUUUUCAACCCUCGGACAGGAAACAGCGCCGGCGGGAGUGCAGGAGGACUCAGUGGAGGUCGUCGCAGAAGCAUGUCCAGAGAGCUGGUGUACUUUGAGAAGUCUCCUGAUUUCUGUGAGCGUGACCCGUCUGUGGACUCUCUGGGCACACAAGGGCGCAUCUGCAACAAAACCAGCUACAGCACAGACAGCUGCAGCUCGCUGUGCUGUGGACGUGGACACAACAUCCUGAAACAGACACGCAGCGAGCGCUGCAAUUGUAGGUUCCACUGGUGUUGCUACGUGUUGUGUGAUGAGUGUCGUCUCACGGAGUGGGUGAACGUGUGCAAGUAGAUUCCAGUUCUCCCAGUCACAGCUGCCUUUACCCGCCCAGGACUCAUGAUGGCGAGCCUAUCCCUUUGCCUCUCUGCCGUUGUUUGUUUUUGUUCCUUGUGUAACUCUGCCAUAGAAUCUGUUUAUUCCCCCCUUUUCCUUUUUUCAGUCCAUCAUCUGGGAUCUAUUUUCUCUUUGUAGCCGCUGUUAUUCUCAAAAUGCCAAGUCAGAGAUUGAAGAGGUGACUCAUGUCGUUUGUCUUGCCAUGGUCUGUUUAGACGCUGCCCUCUCAGCCAUGAAAAUGGCCUAUACCCCGUCUUUUCUAACCCACACAACAAAGACAAGCAACAGCAGAGAAGCUGUUGACUAGUUGAUGACUUAUCUCACUGUGUACAGUAAUUGUGUAUUUUAAUGUGUACUUGUAUAUUUGUAAAUGUAUUAUUAAUAUUAUUUUUGUGUCUCAGCCUGUGUUUUUGGUCCUGGUUAUUGGCAGGUUCUGGUUGCACUGAUCGGACACCAUAAAUUGAUGCUCCCCCCCUUUAAUCAACAGG